UUCUCAGGAGGGCGCAACUGGAAUGCAGCGAAAGACUUGCAGAGAUACAGACGACAUUACCCGGGUUUGAUAGAAUCAGAAAAUGAGGAGGAAGAAGAGAUGUGGAACUUAAGCUUUUAUAAAAAUGAGAUUUGUUUCUUGCCCCAGGGUUUGCAUAUUGAAGAUCUGCUUGAAUCUUGGUGGGACAACUAUGAAAUUCUGGAAGAAAACCAUUCUUACAUACAGUGGCUGUUCCCUUUACGCGAACGUGGGAUGAACUGGCGUGCCAAACCACUCACCUGUCAAGAAAUCCAGGCCUUUAAGAAGUCCAAGGAAGUUAUGCAAAGGUUUAUACGUGCUUAUCAGCUCAUGCUGAGAUUUUAUGGGAUCAUUCUGAUCAACGAGGAGACUGGGGAGCUGAAGAGAGCAGAGAACUGGGCUGAGCGAUUUCAGAACUUGAACUGGUACAGUCACAACAAUUUGCGGAUUACACGCAUCCUGAAGUGCCUGGGGGAGAUGGGAUAUGAACACUAUCAAGUGCACUUGGUCAAGUUUUUCCUAACGGAAACUCUGGUGAAGGAGACGUUACCAAAUGUCAAGAGAAGUGCCUUGGAUUACUUCCUGUUCACCAUCAGAAGCAAACAGAAGAGAAGAGAACUGGUCCACUAUGCUUGGCAACACUUCAAACCUCGAGGCGGCUUCGUAUGGGGACCACAGGACAAACUCUUGAAGUACAAACCCUGCUCUGCCACGUCGCAGCUGCACCAAAAGGCUGAAGAUAAAGAGGAAACUCCUGGUACAAAAUGUGAUGGUUCUGUGGAAAAGGAGCAGAACCAGUCUGUAGAGGAGGAAGAGAAAGGUGGAGGUGCUGCAGACCUCCAGCCUAAAGUGAAUGAUGAAAAUGUAAAAGAGAAGUUAAGUGACGGCGUUUCGAAGGGAGGGGACGGGGAUGAGGAGAAAGAGGUUUCAUCUACCCAUCAGGAGAAGGAUGUAAACAGUGAGACUGAAGAAGCGCAGGGUACGGCAGAGAAUGAUUGCACAAAGGAGAGCAAGAAGAGAAAACUGGAUGCAAAUAUGGCAGAUGCUAAGAAGAGUGGACCAUUGAAAAGCCCUACUGAUAUUGAAAACAUUUCCCGUAAUCUGGGAGAAUGUGCAAUUGAUGCAGAAAUCCCCUCGUCGGUUCCGCUCUUAAAACCAGAAGAGGACCAGGAAACAUCAAAAGAAGACGAUGCAAGCACCAAAGACUCAGCAGUGCCAGAGACUGCUGAUGCAGCUGUAAAACGGAGGAAAGUUGAUAAAAGAACAUCGAGAAGCAAAACAUACAACUUGGCCAUAAACCUGAACAUGGGGCACUCUGCCUCUAGCGCUAAGGUAAAUUCAUCCGCUGCAAACACUGAGGCUGAAAAUGUCAGUGAGAAAAACGCAGCUGUGGAAAUGCCAAGUGAGAAGGGUGGUGGGGAUGUGAACGGUGGGGCUGUGAGACCCCCGGGUGGUUCCAGGCUCCCUGAGACUCGCUGGACUUCUCCAGUAAGUGAUGGCUUGGAGUCAAGUGGAGAUCAAGUGACAGCCAAGAGGGAUCAGCACCACUGCAACAGCAUGCCUCUGGGAGGUGAAAGGGAGGUAGAGGGGGUAGAACAGCGUAAAAAGGCAGAAAAUGCAAGUGAGGAAGGGCAAGCAGAAGUCCCAGGCAAGAAGGAAGUUCCAGAGAGUCUUGAGCAGAGCACGGCAUCCACUCGUCCUGAAGAAGACAGCGCUGAGGUUGCAACACCAAAACCUGAAAGCUCGGAGCCGGCAGCAGAACCUGGUGACAUGCAGGUAGCAGCAGAGUGA
Pterocles gutturalis (yellow-throated sandgrouse) is the source of this 1809-nucleotide messenger RNA. RefSeq names its product opioid growth factor receptor (gene OGFR). The record is from RefSeq and is a predicted model, not a curated record. The annotation marks the transcript as partial. The transcript is spliced from 7 exons. Gene Ontology annotation, molecular function: opioid growth factor receptor activity. Gene Ontology annotation, cellular component: membrane. NCBI's taxonomy places the organism in Eukaryota, Metazoa, Chordata, Aves, Pterocliformes, Pteroclidae.